AUGGCCAUUAGCGGAGGGCCGCGCCGAUUGGCCGGCCUCCAGCGGACUCGGGCGGCCUAUGCAAAUGAGGCCGCGCUCGCAAUUAGCGGCCGCGCGGCGAGGAGGGGCCGGCGCCUGCGGGACCCGGGCGCGCGGCCGGCGCCGCCUCACAUCGCGGGCUCCGCUCUCCUCGGCGCCCGGUGCGGCCCGGCGGGCCGGGAGCGGCGCGGGCCGCGGCGGCCGCCUGGCCCCGGGCACAGGCAGCAAACUUUGGCGGCGUCCGCGCGGCGCCUCUCCGCCGGCGCGCCGGGCUCGCCCCUUUAUAGAGUGUCUGCGCCGCCGCCCGCGCCCCGCGCCGCGCCCCCCCCGCCACCGCCCGCCGCCCCUCCCGGAGCGGGCGGCCGCGGGCAGGGCUCCGGCCGGCGCCUUUGUCUCGCCGGGCUGCUCGGGCGCCGAGCCUCCUGCGCUCCAGGCGCGGAGGGCCGGCCGGUCGCCUCCACUCGUCCGCGGCGGCUCUCGGCGCGCCGGCCCCGCUCAGGCUCUGGUGUCCCCUCUCUCCGGACCUUCUCUCCGGGCUCGUGUCCCCUCCGCGGGCUCCCCCGGCGGCCGGCCCGGCCCGGAGGCUCGCGGCCGGAGCGGAGCGGAGUGCGCACGCCGGGGUGGCGGGACUUCGGCAAGACCAACUUUCCGUGGCCCUGUCUGGUACGAAGCUUUAGCACAGAUGGCCUCCCGGCGCUUCCCCCAGGGUCGCGUGCUGGCGGGGAACAGCCGGCGAGCACACAGCCCCGGGCGCCCAGAGGGCUGCGAUCUCCCUGCGUGGCUGGGCGCGGGGCUCUGACUAGUGGGGAUCCCCCGCCCCGGCUGGACCCCGGCACCGCGCCGCUCGCCCGGCUCUCCAAGGGCUGCUUUUCCGUUCUAGAAUCUUCCCGCUACCCAGCCGCGGUUCUCCCGCGCGCCUCUAAUUGUGUAAGUUUCACGAAGCAACAGCUUUGGGCUCCAGGAAAAGCGCAGGAAAAUCAUACAGAGGAAGGAAGUGCACAGGUUGGAAUCAUCUCCAAAGAGACCCCGCCGCCACUUUUGCCACCCUCCUCCCAACCAAUCCCUGAAGAAGCAAACGUAGGUUCCCGCGGCGUCCGAAGUCCCUCAGAGGAAGCCCGAGCCCGGCUCCCCGGCAGCCUCCUGGCCCGGUGUCACCGACUCCUCCUCUUUGGGCCGCUUUGCACGCACCGGCCCCACCUUUUUUGUUCCUAAAGCCAUUCGUCCGCCCCUCCCAGCCCCCCACUCUCUCUCCGACACACUGGCACGAUUUCCUUAGGGCUUUCCCGGACUCCUGAACGACACUGCUUAAUUCCGUCGACUUGCUCUGCAUUUUCUACGGUGUGCGGCCGUGGGGAGGAUCUUAAGUUCCUCCAGCGAAGGCGAAAGUGAGACCCCGGCCCUUUAUCUGUAAGAAGCGAGCUGUCAGAUUGCAGAGGUGUCGCGCCCGCCCGCGCUGCGCGUUGUAAGUGCGGAGACACAGCAGGCUGGGCUCGGCGCUGCGGUGAACGCAGUGGUUCCCCCAAAGUGAGCGGCCGCGGAGCAGGACACGGAGCUCGCGGUCUGACCGGUCCGGCGUGGGGUGCGGUCCCCGCCCAGGGCGCGCGCGGUGGGGUCGCCUGGCCGAAGGUGCGGGCUCCACCUCGGCCCCCGCGCUCUCCACGCUGGGAUUUCGUUGAGAAGAUGGAGCAAAGACUUGGACGAAAGAGCCGGGGAGGCUGUGAAAGGGGCACCUACACAAAUUCCCCGCCACUGCCAGAAUGGUGCGGAUCAGUAAAUUGUGUGGCGCACCUUUUAAAAAAUUGAUUCGGGUGUUCAAGAUCAAUAAAAUUAAAAAAAAAAGUAGAGGCCGAAAAUAAAAGGCGAGUUACCUUCUGAGUUAACCUGUUCUCCCUUCCUCGCCUCCCUCCACCGAGGUCUGAAACUUUUCUUUAAUUGUUUUUAUUUAGUGCAGCAUGUUUUAAUGAAAGCACAGGCGUCUAAAGUUUGAGUUCCAGCAAUAGGUUUAUCGCCAGGCGACAACGUGUCAAGCAGAAUAUCUUCACAGAUGAGGUACAGGAUGUGUCCUCCAGUCACGCCCAGACUGGAGGACCCCCGGAGCUGUGCAUCAGAGACGCAGACACCGAGUCGCGCUGGCGACACACAAGUCCCUACCGUCACAUGACCACUGCCUAUUAAAAUAUUGUGAUACCUAAACACUCUUGCAAAAACAAAAGUUGCUUUUCUUCCCUAUAAUUAAAUCUAAUUUGUUAAUUGUC
This is a messenger RNA of Globicephala melas (long-finned pilot whale), 2273 nucleotides long. Lineage: Eukaryota; Metazoa; Chordata; Mammalia; Artiodactyla; Delphinidae. The record is from RefSeq and is a predicted model, not a curated record.